Cyprinus carpio (common carp) is the source of this 1865-nucleotide messenger RNA. RefSeq names its product interleukin 26 (gene il26). The record is from RefSeq and is a predicted model, not a curated record. Lineage: Eukaryota; Metazoa; Chordata; Actinopteri; Cypriniformes; Cyprinidae.
GUUCUAUGUGGUUUAAAAAAAAAUCUCACAGUAUUUUUCCAAUAGCUAAAUAGUUUCAAGACAUCACAUCAAAGGAAAUGCUGUAGGUUUGAAUGCAUCGCAACACAUUUUAUGCUCUCGCAACCUAGAUUUCAUCGUCCAGUAAUUGAGUCGAUUUGCACAAGGCUUUCCUCUCUAUAAUGCAAAACCACAUAGGCCAACAGGUGACUGAACCCACAAGGAAAAAUGAGGGCCGAGCCAGUAUGCAAUCCUCAGCAUUUGAGGUUAAAAAGAAACUCCGUCACAAGUGUGGGAAUUUUUUUUCACAAAGAAUGGAGCUAUAAAAGCUAUGAAUGUCAGUGGUUGUUUAAAGCACACUGAGCUACUGUACAGACUGUACCUUACGUUUCAACCCUCUCUGAAACCGAACCAGGAUGUGGAUUGUAACCUUGCUCGCCCUCUGCACUGUCCUGUGCUGCGCUCAAGGCCACAAGCAAGAAGAGUGCUUGAACCUGCAUAUCACUCCACCUAUGAUCAAAGACAUGAUGGAGACUUCAGAACUCAUCCAGAGACAUCUACCUAGGGACAAUGCACCCUUCCACCGAAUAUUAGUAAAACUUAAAAAGUGCUCAAAGAAACUGAAUAUUCCUGACUUCAAACGCAUCCUGGAAAUCUAUGAUGAACAUGUAUUCCAAAAGUUGUGGAAGAACAGCACUUAUCAGCUGCCAAAACUGUUUAUGGAUUCUGUCGCAAGGCUGAAGGACACGAUGGAGAUCUGUGAGACUAAAGGCAAACAAACUCCUUCACACUGUGCAAGAGAGAAUCUUAAAACAAUCGAGGACAAACUUAAGACGCUGCAGCCAAAUGGUCUCUGCAAAGCACAGAGUGAGUUUCGCAGUGUUUUGGUCUGGAUCAGUUACGCCAUGGAUAAGAGAAGGACACACGAGAUCCACUAGCUCAGAUGAAUCAGGAUUCAGUAUGGAGGCAAAUACAUUUCUACACACCCAUCCACACACAUCCUGCAGUCGAGGAACCAGGUUCAAAUGAACACAAAUACCAUAAAAUACACAGUGGCUUGAGUCAUAUAAAAACACUAUCACUUCCUCUAUCAGUUAUCAACAGACUGCUUCCAAAGCAAUUCAUUUGAUUUCCAGACUACACCAGCCAUCAAGUUACAUCCUAGGAUUUUUCUAGGUUAAUUUAACAAAUCUCAGGGAAGCUAUGGCAUUCUUUCACAUAGCAAAUAGACCCAAUGCUUACAUGCAUUGGUUAGACAAUCAUUUGGGUAACUUGGCAUUAUGAAUAAAAAUAUUUGUAUAAAAGGCAUUUAAAGGAUACAGAGUAAUAUCAAAGAAUUGAAAGCAUAUUUAUUAUUUUCUUUGUGCAUUUGUGUUAAUUUUCAAAUCAAUAAUUUAUUUUUUAUUUGUAUUUUUGUUUAUAUUUGUAAUUCAUUUGAACCGUUUGAAAUGCUGAAGUGGAAAUGAGAGUUAUUUUAAUCUAAAAUAUAUAAUAUUUAUUUUAUUAAGUUAUAAUCAGACAUUAUCUGUAGGCCUUAUUCUCUCUGAGAGCAAUCAUUCAUUGUCAGUGUCAUAAAUGAACAAGACCAGCCAUAUUUGAAUUUGAAUGUACAUUGCUACAUGUGAUGUAGUAUUAUUUGCGAACCUUGAAAUUGAAUAAAGUUUAAAUCAGACUGAGAGCUUGCCAUUGUGUUGGUAUUUUCAAGGCUUUUCAGUGGUGUAGAAUGUAAAUGAUACAGCACUGAUCUAGCUGUCUCGCACCAUGGGUGGUAUUAGGUUGCCUCUAAUUACUGUUCAGGGUUCUAAUUGUGUCCAACUUAACAUUGAAAAUACAGUAUCAACGGACUGCACAUAGGAAUGGCAUACUCA